Messenger RNA from Serpula lacrymans var. lacrymans S7.9, 473 nucleotides. RefSeq lists its product as uncharacterized. NCBI's taxonomy places the organism in Eukaryota, Fungi, Basidiomycota, Agaricomycetes, Boletales, Serpulaceae. Bases 48 to 320 code for a protein of 90 amino acids. The record is from RefSeq and is a predicted model, not a curated record. Gene Ontology annotation, biological process: Mo-molybdopterin cofactor biosynthetic process. The transcript is spliced from 2 exons. Gene Ontology annotation, cellular component: cytosol.
AAAGCUUUGACUACUACUAGUGCGUCUGAGUCCGAGUCAACUUCUACAUGAGCAUGAGCCAGAUCGAAGUAACCGUUCUCUAUUUUGCAGCCGCCUCGACAGCUGUGGGGCUGACUGAAGAGCGUGUGGCUUUACAGCCCUCGUUCCACCUCAAUGCACUAGGCGAUCAUUUGAUUUCGCUGCAUCCAAAUUGCGGAUUAGACAAAGUCCUGCAGUCUAGUCAAUGGAGUGUCGAUGCGGAGAUGGUAGAAGAUGUGGAUCAAGUUGUACUAAAGGGGGGAGAAGAAAUCGCUAUCAUUUGUCCGGUAUCAGGAGGCUAGUGUUAGAUAGCCAAAGUUUACAAGGGAAUCAAUAUUUCGAGCAUGGGCAAUAUGAAUAUAGGCCAGGAACCUAGAAACAGCAUUGGACUUUAUGUUUUUUCACACAUGCGACUUAUGUGUGCAAGUGAAUGAUUGUGUUAGGAACGCUUGAUC